AUGGCAGGCCUCAGCGAUGCGCCCUUCAUCGAGGCCCUCGCCGUGCCCGCCGUCUGCGCCCUGAUCGUCUUCCUCAGCUACUUCACCCAGUACAUCUUCCACUCCGACCCGGACCUGCUCCCCGGCCCGCCCUCGCGCACCGAAACCGUCGUCUUCAACGUCCUCCUCCUCUGCCUCUGGAUCAGCUACUUCCGCGCCGUCACCGUCGACCCGGGCCGCUACGUCUUCGACGACCAGGUCCUCGACGCCUCCGACAGCAGCCGCUGGUGCAAGAAGUGCCAGGCGCCGAAACCCCCUCGCGCGCAUCACUGCCGGCACUGCAGGCGCUGCAUCCCCAAGAUGGACCACCACUGCCCCUGGACGCACAACUGCGUCUCCAUGACCACCUUCCCGCACUUUUUGCGCUUCCUCGUCUACGCCAACCUCUCGCUCUGGACGCUCGGCUACCUCCUGUGGCAGCGCUUCCUCGCCCUCUGGGAAACGCGCCUCAUGCCCUCCCACCUCGGCCCUUCGCUCUUCGCCCUCGUCGGCCUCUCCGCCACGGCCCUCACCUGGUCCGUCACCAGCCUCCUCCUCGGCCUGAUGCUCUUCGGCACGCUCAAGGGCUGGGUGCUCAACCGCACGUCCAUCGAGGAGCUCGAGCACGACCGCCACGAGGCAAACUUCCGCAGCGGCGGCGGCGCCGCGCGCGACUGGUGGGAUCUCACGGGGCCCGACGGCGAGAGGCUGCAGUUUGAGCACGUCGAGUUCCCCUACGACGUGGGCUUCUUUGCCAACAUGGCGCAGGCCAUGGGCACGUCCAAUGUGCUCCUGUGGUUCUUCCCGCUGGCGGGGAACCCGCGCGUGAGCAAGACCCGCACCGGGCCGGGGUGGACCUGGGAGGAGAACGGCUUCAAUCGCAAGGAGGGCAUGUGGCCGCCCAUCAACCCGGAGAAGCUACGUCUCGCGAAACGCGAAAUGGGCGUUUCGCGGCGCAACUACGAGAUGGAGCUCGAGGACUACGGGCUGAGCACGGAGGAGCAGGUAGAGGCGUUCAGGAGGCGCCAGGAACAAGACUUUCGGCGGAGAAACAGGAAUUUGAUGGCCGAGCUGGAAGAGGUGGAUGCGUAUGAGCAGGUGAACCGCGGCAGUGAUGAUGAGGGCUCGCUGUUUGGCUGGACUCAUGCGGAUGGCGAUAGUCUGGCGGAUUAUGGAGUGGAUGAGGAUGCGGAGGAGGAGGAGGAAGAGGAUGAAGACGUUCCCCUUGCGGAACUGCUUCGGCGGAGGAACGGGACUGGCGUCUAUGUUGAUGAAUGA
This is a messenger RNA of Trichoderma reesei QM6a, 1296 nucleotides long. RefSeq lists its product as uncharacterized. Gene Ontology annotation, molecular function: protein-cysteine S-palmitoyltransferase activity. Gene Ontology annotation, cellular component: endoplasmic reticulum membrane; endoplasmic reticulum; Golgi apparatus. The transcript has a single exon. The coding region runs from base 1 to 1296 and encodes 431 amino acids. Gene Ontology annotation, biological process: protein targeting to membrane; peptidyl-L-cysteine S-palmitoylation. Lineage: Eukaryota; Fungi; Ascomycota; Sordariomycetes; Hypocreales; Hypocreaceae. The record is from RefSeq and is a predicted model, not a curated record.